Fomitiporia mediterranea MF3/22 is the source of this 3180-nucleotide messenger RNA. RefSeq lists its product as uncharacterized. Gene Ontology annotation, cellular component: nucleus; chromatin. The transcript has 17 exons. Bases 1 to 3180 code for a protein of 1059 amino acids. Gene Ontology annotation, biological process: mitotic sister chromatid cohesion; DNA repair. The record is from RefSeq and is a predicted model, not a curated record. NCBI's taxonomy places the organism in Eukaryota, Fungi, Basidiomycota, Agaricomycetes, Hymenochaetales, Hymenochaetaceae.
AUGGUAGCCCAGACGCGGACGGGCUCCAAUAAUACGCCCGCUAGACUCAAGUUCUCCGACAAGCUUGUCGGCAAGGGCUUCACUACCGAUGUCUUGCAGAAGAAACUCAAGAAGCUGCACACGGAGCUGGCAGAUCUCGACCAGGAGAGCGUCGACACCAAUUCGCUCCGUUCCGUGAGCAAGGAGCUCAUCAGCACCUCAAUUCUCCUGCACAAGGACAAAGGUGUCAAAGCCUACGCCGCAUGUUGUCUCGCAGACAUUUUACGACUCUUCGCCCCCGAUGCACCCUACACCGGUUCAGAACUGCGUGAUAUCUUCCAAUUCUUCUUCCGCCAGCUAUCAAUUGGACUCAAGGGUUCGACUGAACCUUAUUACAAUGAAUAUUUCCAUCUUCUGGAGUCGUUAUCCACCGUCAAGAGCGUCGUUCUAGUCUGCGACCUCCCACAGGCUGAAGAGCUAAUGGCCCAAAUCUUCCGGGAUUUCUUCGGGCUUGUCAGACAGGAGUUGGCAAAGAAUAUUGAGAUGUGCAUGUCCGAUAUCCUUAUUGCUCUCAUCGACGAAUGCCAAGCGUUACCGUCGGAAGUGUUGGAGUCGAUUAUGGCUCAAUUCAUGGAUAAGAAUGCACGGAUGGAUCAGCCCGCUUACCGGCUUGCAGUUGAAGUCUGUAAUGCAACGUCAGAUAAGUUGCACAGGAAUGUUUCUCAUUACUUCGCGGACUUUAUCCACUCGCAUGCCGGAGACGAGGAGUACGAUGAAAUUAGCCGUUGUCAUGAGCUGAUCAAACGUCUUAAUGCUGCCUGUCCGGCGCUUUUGCAUAAUGUUGUCCCACAACUGGAGGAGGAGAUGCGUGCCGAGCAAGUCCAGAUACGCAUAUUGGCGACUCAGGUGCUUGGUGAGAUGUUCGCAGAUAAAGCAGAUGGUGAUCUGGAGAAGAAAUAUCCUUCGACAUGGUCGUCAUGGCUAAUGCGGCGAGGCGACAAAUCCCCUCAAGUGCGCCUUGCCUUUGUGGAAGGUUGUAAAGGUCUCCUUCUUCAUCACAGGGUAGAACUCAGAGAGGCUGUUGAAGAGGCACUCAACAUGAAGCUGCUCGAUCCGGAUGAGAAAGUACGUGCGGCAGCCUGCAAGCUCUACUCUCAGCUCGACUAUGAGACUGCGCUUCAUUAUGUCAGCGAAAAGCAACUUCGCGCCGUCGGGGAUCGAGUUGUCGACAAAAAGCAAAAUGUAAGGCAAGAGGCGAUGGAGGCUAUUGCCCGAUUGUUCAACAUAGCAUAUCCGGAAAUAGAGAGUAACGACGCAGCUGCGGUCAACCAGUUCUCUUGGAUUCCCCAGAGGAUAUUCUCCGCUAUGAACGCAGCGGCGGAAAUCAAGCAGGUAGUUUUACAGGUCAUCGCAGACUACAUUUUACCUCUCCCGAACAAGAACGAUGACGAGGUUGCGUGGACGGAGCGCCUCCUAACCGUUAUGCGAUAUCUUGAUGAGAGGGCUAUUGCAGCGCUCGUGAAGAUCGCUAAUUUGCAGCAACAUCCCAUUUUUGAGCUUUAUUUGCAGAGCUGCAUAGAGAACAACGGCGGUAUAAUCGAUGAGAAUGAAGAGGCUGUCAAGAAACGGUUAGCUGGAACUGUGCGUAUCGUAUCAGGCCAAUUUGCGGAUGCGCAAAAGGCUGCGGAUGACCUCCAGACGUUCGCAAGGAUGAAUGAAACAAGGCUAUACAAGCUCCUUAAAACUUGUAUGGAUCCGCAAUCGGAUCUCAAAGGUCUUGUCAAGGCAUUCAAUGAUUUUAUUCGUCGUGUCGAACAGUCAACGAUGUCGAUAUUACCGACGAUGAGAUCUUUCGUACUUCAGUCGAGUCUCUGGAUUGUCAACCAAUCUUCCGUUCCGACCCUCGUGAAGAAGCUAGGUAAGGGCGAUUCUCAUGGGAAGGGCAAAGGGACAACUUCGUCGCGGGUCACUGCGAACAAUGCGCGAACCCUACUCACCACUAUUUCGAAAUUUCGUCCUGUUGUGUAUCGUGCUCUUGUAAGCGAGCUCGGGAAGGCGAUUGCAGAUGAUAAGAACCAGACACUUGUUGAGGUGUGCUUGCAGGCUCUUGCAGCAGUAUCGAGGUACGAUCCUGACAUUACGCCGAAUGACAGGCGAACAAUUGAUCGUUUAGUGGGUUAUGUGCGAGGGCCUUCUCCGAAACUUGCCAAAUUUGCGGCGCGUGUGCUCGCUUUCUCAAGGAAUAAAGACGAGUUGUGCUCCGAGAUAGUCAAGUUUAUUGCGACUAGUCUGCCGGAAGCAGAGUCUGAGACGCUCGUUGCACAUCUCGCCGUGCUUGUUGAGAUGGUUCGGUCAGCACCCGAUGCUUUUGAGCAACGAAGCGAUGUAAUCAUCGAGUUUUUGCUGAAAGAGGUACUCAUGAAAUCGUCCAAUGCUGCGUCCAUGGAUGUGGACGACGAUGCCGAUGAGUGGAUAGAUGACGAUAAUCUUCAUCCGUUGGGAAAGGCGAAAGUCCUUGCUUUAAAAGUCUGCCGCCAUCGAUGUCUCGUACACUCCGCAACCGAAAAUGCUCUCGAUGUUGCGACCCCCGUCUUGAAGAUGUUGGUAACUCUGUUGGAAAACUCAGGAUCUCUGUCGGAGCAAGUCAGAGACGAACCAACUGUGAAGUCUCGCCUCCGCUUGCAAGCUGCGCGAUCGCUCCUUGCAUUGGCGACUGUGAACAAGUUUUCAGACACCAUGACGCCGAAUUUUGCGUCCAUUGCACUUACAAUUCAGGAUCCAUGUUUCAAUGUCCGAUUCUUUUUCCUGAGAAAGCUGGCGGUUCACAUAAGUUCCAAUAAACUUCCAUCGCGCUUCAAUGUUAUCCUAUUUUUGACUGUCCAUGAUCCUGAAAAAGAUAUCAGGGACACGGCGGAGGGGAUCGUUAGGAACAUGCUAAGGAAGGCACCUUCAGGUGUCAGACUGAGCAAUUGGGAGAUGAUCUUCAUUCGUCUGUUGCACGUUAUUGCGCACCAUCCAGAUUUCGGUUCGGAGGAGUCGCAAGUGUUUGAAACAGCCAAAUAUAUUCAGGAAUACCUUUCCCUUGUCGCUACUUCGGACAACGUAUCGCUCUUGUAUAACCUGGCUCAAAAAUGCAAGACUGUUCGCGACUUCGAGUCACAAGUAUUCAGCGAUGUAUGUUAUUUUGACAUUUGCUCGUAA